Messenger RNA from Phasianus colchicus (ring-necked pheasant), 5257 nucleotides. Lineage: Eukaryota; Metazoa; Chordata; Aves; Galliformes; Phasianidae. The record is from RefSeq and is a predicted model, not a curated record.
UAAAAAAAAAAAAUCCUCAUUUCAGAAUCUGGAACUGAUUAUACUACGGACAUAAUAGAUGACUUUGUUAAUAGCUGCAGCUGGAGUUAUUUGAUGCUUCUGGGUUGGGGUUGCACCCCCCAGUGCCUGCUUGUGAUGUUGGGUGCUGGGUUGAGAAGCGCAUGCUGGAGGAGGAACUCAUGGACCUUACAGGCUGAUACAGCUAUCUGGGCCUGUGAGUGGUCCUGGGGCUUUGAAAGCCUUUCAGUGCUAAUUAGUGAGCAGGUGCCUAAACGAGCAGGAUUUGCAGCUGUUAAUUCUGUUCUCAUGUAAUGGUAACUUGAUCUGUGUUGUACCAAAGAAAGUAAGCUUGGCUUCAUUUUUCCUCCUCCUUGUGGUUUGGAUAGUUGGCGUUGGGAGAAGCUUCCUGAGUGAGCCAAGAACCUGCUGUAGAAAUCUGCAGCCACGCAGAAGAGGUUUGUUGUUACAAGACAAAAAUGUUGCUGGAUCAGGAGACAUCUUCCAUGUUAAAACAAAUUCCAGCAGCCUGGUUUCCCUGGUUAGUGACUCUUGUGGAUGCUGGUGGAUCUUCUCUCGCUGGGUGGAUGUCAGGUGGUUGUACAGCAGUGAGCUCCCUGUGGAGAUCCAUCCUCAGUUUUCUUCUUUAAAGAAGCUCCCAGAGAAGUUCAGAUGUGAGCCCUUAGCAACUGGAACAGGGCAGGAGCACUGGGGAUUUGUGUAGGCUCUGUAGUAAGUGUGGAUACAUCAGGUUGCUUUAAGAGACUCCAACAAAAAACGAUUCCAGCUGUUGGUAAUUUUAAAGCUUGUAUGAAGAUUAAUUCCUUAUGAUCCUCAUAUAUAUAUGUGUGUAUGUCAGUAUUCCCCAGCUUUUUAUUCUAAGUAUUUUUCCAGCUCUGUAUCAGAGGAAAGCUGAGGAAGUUGUAGCUUGGCUUUCUGUGUGAAGCUGGCAUACAGAGCGCAGUGGCACAGUGAGUUAAUGUGCCUCAUCUGUUGCUCAGCCCCAUUACCUUCCUCUGUGUGGGAACAGCAUGCUUUGCCAACAUUCCAGUGGCUGGCAGAUGAAGGUGCUGCCUUGCCUUUGAAAAGCUGCAGUUUGAAGGAACACAGCAGUGCCAGGGCUGGGUUUAGGGGGCAUGCUCUUUAUUGACAUCCCUCAUCCCUCGUGCUGCUUGCCUUCCUUGCUUCACCUCCUCUUCUCCCCUUGUCUCCAAAAGUUCCAGGAUAAAACCUGUAAGUAAUGCGGAGCAGGGAGGUUGUACAGCACCUGAAGAUUGUGAUCAUAAAACAGGGCAUCUGCUUUAGUAAAACAGGAUCUUCCCAAGCCCUGGUAAGGCUGAGAGGUGGUGGAAAAGCUUCAUUCAUUGGGAGGUGAAAAGAAAUCUCAACCUGUAAGCAGGAAGAUGAGGUAUACAAGCUCCAACCGGAUACAGAAUGGUAUGGAACUGAGAAAGGUGGUGUGGGUGAGUUCUGUGUGCAGGGAGCAUCUUUUGGGCUUACUGCUUUGAGUACAGGCAGUGAAGUGUGUGAGGGUCAGUCGGUUCAGCAGUGCUCAGAUGUGCGCCCAUGUUUGUGUCCGGAAGCGCUAGGAGCUCACUGAGCUGCGGCUCUGCAGACGUGGGUCCGUUCAGUGAGCCACAGUUGGCACCUUUUGAACUCUGGCCCUGAGCCAGAGCUGAGAGCAGUGAGCAGUGAGCUCAGCCCUGCAGGGACAGGGGCUGGGUCACCCAGCAGCUAGCUGCAUGCUGAGCAGGGCACAACCCCUGCCACCCUGACAGAGAAUGUUUCUGGGAGUGUUUCUAUGCAGCGAUUUCUGUUCUCCGCUUGCUUUAGGUUCCUUUUGAGCUGCUUGGCUCCCAUGUGUUUUAAUCUGGCCAUGGUUUGGAGAAAAGAGAACUGCUUAUCUGUAAUUUUUGUUCUCUAAGGAUGGCUUCCUGGUUAUUUCUGCCCCCACACAAACAUUGCCUUCAAAUAAUCGGUUGUUUCUUCAGAUAAAGCUUAAUUGGGACUCCUUAGUGUCUUUCUGGUUUGCUGUUAAACUGACUGACUUUGGUGUUUAGCUAGGAAACGAGUCUAAGUGAAGCUUCAGGCCCUGCUCUAGGGGUCUGGAGCUCUGAUACUAAACUUGUGGGACUUCCAUUCCAGCUCUGGUCAGAAGCUCGUGGCUCAGAAACGGCAUCCUUAAGUUCGGGUGUAUUUGAGAGAACAAGAAUUACAGAUAGACUCCAAGAAAGCGCCGUGGAGGAUCAGCUAACUCUAGGCAAGCUCAGAAACGAAGCAGGCUGAUAGCUUCUACCACAGAGAUGGCUUCAGAAGGAGAGCCAAUAGAACUGGAAGAAAGUGCUGGUGAAGAAGUAGUAGAUCUCACAUGUGAAUCUUCUGAUCCUGUAGUAGUUGAUCUAACUCACAAUGAUUCUAUUGUGAUUGUUGAAGAGAAUCAGCAACGGAGGAGAAAUCUCAGAUUAAGAGGCCAGCGACAGUCAGACAGCUGUGUGCUAAGCAGUGAUGAUGAAGAUGAAACAAGAGAUAAUGAUGUGUAUGUGACAGAUAAAGUGUCUCGAGAGCUGGGACCACUGGAGGAUGAAACUGCAAGCUCCAAGCCUUCUGGUACUGUUAGCUGUCCAAUUUGCAUGGAUGGCUACUCGGAGAUCGUGCAAAGUGGACGACUUAUAGUGUCAACCAAAUGCGGCCAUGUCUUCUGUAGUCAGUGCCUCCGCGACUCUCUUAGGAAUGCCAACUCCUGCCCAACUUGUAGGAAAAAACUCACUCAUAGACAAUACCAUCCGAUUUAUAUAUGAGUGCUUACAUUUCUCAGGACAGAUUCAACUGGAUUUUGGGGAAAAAUGUCAUGUUUUCAAUGCUCUGAAGAGGAGCAGCAGGUUGUGCACACGUCCAAAUAAAACUGAUUUUUUUGAGAAUAACUCGAGGAAAUAACUUUCCUUCUACUUUUUUAAUGCGUGAAUAAGAGGGGUCUGAAUAUUUUGUUAUUUCUUGUUCUUGAAAUUAUUCCCACCAUUGCGUACAGAUAUGAAAUAGUUACCUUUCAAAAUACAGAUGAAUUUGCCAUUUCAUUACGCUUUUAUCUUUAUCCUAAAACGUGCUCGUUAUGUAUUGCUUUCUGCUAAAUCAUCUUUGCCCAGGUAGAAUAAGUUCUGUAACAAUGGAUCAUUUCAUCAUUAACUAAAUUAACAUCCAUGACAACGCAAUAAAUUAACCUGCUGUUAACCAGCAAUCAGAUGGUUGGUUUUAAGCAGGCAGCUUGAACAUGUAGAUGCCUUUAUGGACUCCAUGAGAUCUGAAAUGCAUAGCCCAAUUUGCAGCAUGUAUAAUGUGAGGAUACUACCAAGAAUUCCUGUAUUUCAAUCACAACAUUGAAUUUAUUUUGUUUUCUAACGUGAUGAGAUAGUCUCUUGGGUUUCCUGCAGUUCUACAGAGCUCUGUCUCCUUGUGGCUGAGGAGAAGGUAGUAUUCUCUAGGCUUGCUAGUGAUGAAUGAGAAGCAAAUUGUAUGCUUUGCUCUUGUCAGCUGAAUACCAAACUACCCAGGCAGAUCUUUUUACUGUAUCAAGUGUACCCAAUGCAGUGCUUCAAAUUCAGUCCAUUCACUUCAUUCCUCUCUUCAGUUGUUAUACUACACACCUGACUGGCUUUAGCCUGAUGCAUAGGAUUAAGAUUUAAAUAAUUGUAAUGCUAUAAAUUGAGAGGGGCAAGGAACUUUAUUUAAUCUCUUUGCUCUAAAGGCCAUGCAUCCUUCUUUGUGUGCGUGAUGCUAAGAGAUGUGAGCUACCUGUCCUGGGAGAGAGCUCUUCUGUUUGAACAAGGCAGGAAUGCACAGCUUUAGGCACUGUUGUAUCGUUACUUUUUUUUUUUUUCCCCAGAGCAGAGUUAAAAACAUCUACUUUAAACCAGCUGAAAUCUGCAGGCUGGUGUGAAAUUCCGGUGAGCUGAUGCAAAUAGGAUAAUAAGCGAGAUAAUUAAAAUUGGUAUUUUAUGGUCCACAUAUGCUGUAGCUGCAUCUGUGAAGACUGACAUUCAGUAUGUAAAAUAAAUCCAGGAUGAGACUGUCAGGUACCUUUUGGAAAAUUGUUGGUUAUGAAAAACCUUAGAAGUAGCAUUCUGGGCUCUGGGCACAAUGUGACUGUAGGAUGCAUUCAGUUAGCAGUGGAUCUGAUGCUUCUUUGCUGACUUGUCCGAGGGAUUGGUAGGAAGCCUUUAAUUAAACCAGCUCUUUUAAUUAGCCAUCUCAAGUUCUCAGUUGAAGAUUGCAUCCCAAGAGCCAAGUUUCUUAUUAGGAUGUUGAGGGGCGUUACUGGGUGUAAUAAAGCAUCCCAAACUGUGCUGGGUAAAGGCCAGCUGCACGACAGCAAUACCUUCCCCAGCAUGUUUUGGGGAAGCCUGGGUUUGGCCCUACUACCAGCAAAAUGCAGGUCCUGCACUGUGGCAAUACUGUAACUACCAAGAAGUUACACAUCUCUCCUUCCUUUGUGCCUCAGUGGCAACAUGAACUCAUAAGUGAAGGAAUACAGCAGUCUUAGGGUAGCGCAGCAACAGUGAGGGCUGGAUGUUCUGUUCCAAAAAAGAUGAAAUGAUGAAACAGUCCUAAAGGUGACUUAAAAUAUAAAUGAAGAGAAGAAGCAGCCCAACAUUAAACUGUGAAAAUAUUUAAAGGCUAUGAAGGGGAAAAGAACUUCAGGCCAGUUUUCCCUGGGUGGCUGCUGCAUCAGAAGGAUGGUAAUGAGGGCUUAAUGGAUUACCUCCGGAUGAGGCUGCGUCACAUCCAUGCAGCUUCCAUAGUUACUAGCUGUAGCCUGACAUGACUUUGCACAACUCCCUCCAUGUAAAUACCACUUUAUAGUUUGUGCUUCAGUAGCCCUAAUUGGAAUCUAGAUACACAACUAUAAAAUAUUUAACAAAAAGGUUUUUUUAGCUUUUGUGUACCCUGUGAAGUGCCACAAAUCUGUGCAUCUUAAACCUUAAGUUCUCAGUACGUGGACAAAUGCUUACUUGCAUUUUCCUCUUUUUGUUAAAAAGAAAAAGGAAACCCCGAUAUAUUUGCGUUCCAGUGAUGUUUCACAUUGGCAAGAGCUGAUAGGUAAUAUAAAGACUUUUUCCAUUCUGUAAAUGUAUGUCUCGUUGUAUAUAGUUCAAUUUUUCCUGUAUUUAAUUGUAUUCAUGUCUGUAUGUCACAUCUAUGUUGGACUCUGCUGGUAAGCAAACAGCUCUUUCAACAGGUGGAAAUAAAAAAUAAUUUGCUCAAUUAA